This is a messenger RNA of Prorocentrum cordatum, 642 nucleotides long. The record is from the annotation of a GenBank genome assembly. Lineage: Eukaryota; Dinophyceae; Prorocentrales; Prorocentraceae.
AUGACCGGCGCCACCGUGGACCCUCAGGCCAGCGCCGCCCGCGAGCGAAGAGCUGACGAGGGCAAGAAGGUCGCGUUCGGAGAGGCGCGGCAGCCGGGGGCGACGACGUGCCAGAGUUGCGGCAGCGGGUGCAGCAGCGAGCACCGCUUUUGCGCGUUCUGCGGCAGCGGGCUCCGCGGGGUCGGCGCCCCCCCCGCCCCGACCUGGAAGGCGAGCGACAGAGAGAAGAGGCAAUGGAGGAUGCCCUCGCGCUACCAGGUCAUCGAGAGGCUCGGCCAGGGCUCGUACGGGUGCGUCUGCGAGGCCCACGACGCCGAGCGGGGCGGCAGGGUGGCCAUCAAGAGGACGGACCACUUGUUCGAUGACGCCACGGACGCCAGGCGCACUCUGCGCGAGGUGGCCAUUUUGUCGCUGCUGAGGCACGAGAACGUGGUCCAGCUCCUCGACGUGUUCGCACCUGGCGACGGCCUCGCGGACUUCAACGAGCUUUACGUGGUGAUGGAACUCUGUGAUUCGGACCUGAGGAAGCUGUGCCGGUCGGCCACGUCUCUCAGCCCACUCCACCUACGCCGGAUGCUGUGGACGCUGCUCUGCGGCCUCAAGUCUACGUGCAUUCCGCGGGCAUCUACCACAGGGACCUGA